Acyrthosiphon pisum (pea aphid) is the source of this 2317-nucleotide messenger RNA. RefSeq names its product nucleoprotein TPR. Bases 389 to 2317 code for a protein of 642 amino acids. The transcript is spliced from 12 exons. Gene Ontology annotation, biological process: regulation of mitotic spindle assembly; mRNA export from nucleus. Gene Ontology annotation, molecular function: structural constituent of nuclear pore. Gene Ontology annotation, cellular component: nuclear pore. NCBI's taxonomy places the organism in Eukaryota, Metazoa, Arthropoda, Insecta, Hemiptera, Aphididae. The record is from RefSeq and is a predicted model, not a curated record.
GAUCUUUUAUCUAUGCCGUUGAUCUUCUACCGUAUUUUACACAUUGUAAUUUGUAAUCAAUUUAUCAAUUUUCGUUUUCUAUGGAAUAUGAUUUAUGAACUGAGUUGUCAACAAACUACCCGUGAACCAUAGAGUAAGACUAUGCCGUGAACCAGCAGUCAGUUACUUCUUUAUCUAUGCCGUGAACCGUUUUCCGCUUUGCAGCAUGCAAUAACCGUGCUUUGUGUGUUUCAAGUGACAACCCUGUUGCAGUACCGCGAAGGCGAAUCUAUUUAGUCAUUUAAUAGUUUAAGGGAUAUUUUUUUAAUUUUUAAUGCAUUAUAAUUUGAACUUAGCAGUACUUCACUAGUGUUUGUAAUACGUAAGGUUAGUUUAGGGUCGAUACACGAUGGUGGACGUAGCUAGUCUAGUCAACUCCAUUUUGGCGGACGAUGGCUACAACGCACUGUCUGAUGACACCAAAAGCAAGUUUGAGCAGUAUUUACGCAACCCUACCACAAGUCGCAAUGAGAUCGGGACAAAUACUUCAUGUGAAACCAGAAAUCAACCGGAAAUUGAUUUUGAUAUGCUCAACAACAGUACUAGCGUUCGAGAAGCUAAGUUUUUGGAAUUGCAAAAAGAAAUCGAGGCAAUCAAUGAACAGUUUAAAAACACGUUGAAACAAAAACAUGAUCUGAUGUUACACAACGAUUCACUAUUAAAGAAUUUACAUGAGGCUGAAGUUAGAGAAAGAAUGACUAAAGUGGAUGAUGGUAUAUUACAGCUAAAAAUUGAUACCUUAACUGAAAGUUUAUUAAAAUCCACAAAUAAAUUUUCAAAUCUUCAUGCAAAGUAUCAUAAAGAAAUAAAUGAAUUAAAACCAAAUUUAGAUGAAAAAAAUGCAGAGGUUUUGGCGUUAAAAAAUGAUGUCAAUUUAUUACAAAUAAAAUCUAAAAAUCAAGAAGACAUUAUAAACAUAAUGAAACGUGAAAUAGAUGAUUUAAACCUUGUACAUGCAAAUGAAACAGAAAAAAUUAAUAAAGAGUUAACUAAUAAUCAAACUUUAAUGAAUCAUUAUAAGGUAUGUUAUGAAAAUGAACUUGAGCAAACUAAACAAUUAACAAUGGAUAUAAUGGAAAAUAGAGACUAUGUAAGCAAAUUAACAUCGAAUACAAAUGAUAUUGAAAAAAGAUACGAAACACUUUCAAAUGAUCAUCAACAAUACAAAAUUGACUCGGAUAACACAAUAUGUGUAUUAAGAAGCAAGUUAAAUGCUUCAGAGGAAAUAGUUAAACAAUUACUUCCUGUCAAUUCGGAAAAUCCAAAUUAUCUUAUACAUAAAGGAACAACAAUUACUGAUGUUUAUGCUAUUUAUAAGGAGACGUGUUUAAGUUUACAAGAUACAACACUAGAACUUGAACAUUGCAAAAGAAACUUUAAUAUUUUAGAAGAACAAAUUAGGAAUGCUGCGCCCGAAGUUGAUCAAAUGGAGAAAGAUUUAAUUGAAUCAAAUGAAAAAGUUAAACAAUUAUGUGAAACUAUUUCAAGAUUGGAGUUGAAGUUGAAGGAUGUUAAUAAUAAAUUAGAACUGUCUAAUACUAAAUGUGAUCAGUUAUCAAAAGAUAAUAAAAAACUUCAAGGUAUCGAAGACGAUUUGAGCAAACAAGUAUGUUUCUUAUUACGAAGUAACCAGUGCAAUACACGUUAUGAAAAUCGUAAUGUUGGAAUAGAUAUGAGUCCCCAAUCAAUUAUUUCAAAUAAUUAUGUUACAUUUGAAAACAUACAAGGCUUACAAAAACAAAACAAAAAAUUACUAGAAAUUAUUCGUUCUUUAUCUAAAGCAAAUGAUGAACAAGAUAUACAAUUAAUAAAAGAUUUAAAGGAUGAAAUUAAAAUCUUGGAAGAUAAAUUAGAAUCGAAGACUCAAUUGAUUGACCAGCAAACGGAAAAAAUAUCUCAAUUACAAUCUUUGGAAUUAACGUCUAAUUUAACUACACAGUCAAAUGAUGGUGCACAAAUUAAAGUUCUAAGUCCUAACAAAACAACAUUAGAAAAUGAUGAUGAUAUAGAUGUUAGGACAGAAGAAAAUUUAGAAUAUUUUUCUGUAGUUCGUGAACUAAAUGCUGCCAAAUGUACGAUUAAACAACUUAAAGAGAAACUUGAAUCUAAUAGUGUUGCUCGUUUGCGGUUGGACCAACAUGUUCAAGAGUUAAAUCUUCAAAUAAAUGAGUUACAAAAAAAAAUAAAAACCUCCAAUAUUAGACAUUCUGAAAAUGAAGAAAACAUAGACAACUUGCAUGGCAAAAUAUUAUCUUUGGAAACAGUAAGUUACUUUUAA